Molecule: messenger RNA, 2437 nt
Organism: Papaver somniferum (opium poppy)
Lineage: Eukaryota; Viridiplantae; Streptophyta; Magnoliopsida; Ranunculales; Papaveraceae
Product: putative glycerol-3-phosphate transporter 5
Exons: 3
Coding region: 117-1754 (545 amino acids)
Biological process (GO): phosphate ion homeostasis; transmembrane transport
Cellular component (GO): membrane
Molecular function (GO): transmembrane transporter activity
Source: RefSeq, a predicted model, not a curated record
UCAACAUUUGAGUGCGCCAUGGUUGUUGACUGUCCACCAUCAGUCAUCACCUUCACUUCCUCUCUUUCUAUACCAGGAGAAGAAGAAAGAAGGCGAAGAAGAAGAGAAAAAUCAAAAUGGGAACCCUAAAUCCAAAUCCCCAAUCAAACCAAUUACCCCCAGGUUACAAUCUCCUUCCUCUUCUCCAAUCAAAAACAAUCGGAUUCUACCGAAUCACAGUUCUUAUACUAACAUUUUGUUCAUACGCUUCAUUCCAUGCUUCUCGUAAACCCCCAAGUAUUGUCAAAAGUGUUCUUACAAACCCUUUAAAUUCCACAUCAAAUUCUGCUGAUUCUGAUUCUAGUAAUGGUUGGGCACCGUUUAAUGAAGGAGGAGAACGUGGAACACACAGGUUAGGUGAAUUAGAUCUUGCAUUUCUUUCAACUUAUUCAAUUGGUAUGUAUUUUGCUGGACAUAUUGGUGAUCGAAUUGAUCUUCGUUAUUUUCUUACAUUUGGUAUGAUUUUUAGUGGGUUUUCAACUAUUUUCUUUGGGUUAGGGUAUUGGUGGAACAUACAUAGUUUAGGUUUUUUCUUAAUUGUUCAGAUUGUUAGUGGUUUGUUUCAAUCAAUUGGAUGGCCUUGUGUUGUUUCUGUUGUUGGUAAUUGGUUUGGGAAAUCUAAAAGAGGAUUAAUUAUGGGUAUAUGGAAUUCGCAGAUGCCGAUUGGGAAUAUAUUAGGUUCUGUUUUAGCUUCGUCGGUGUUGGAAUUUGGAUGGGGUUGGUCUUUUGUUGUUCCUGGGGUGUUUAUUAUAUUGGUUGGGGGUUUGGUUUUCUUGUUUUUAGUGGUUAGUCCUGAAGUUGCUGGAUUUGAAUCACUUGGUGAUGGAAUGGAAAUUGAAUUGAAUAAGUAUGAACAAAUUCAAAAUGAUAGAACAAGUACUAGUAGUAGCAUUGUUUUGCAAGAAGAGAAUUCGGAGAAAGAAAAAGAAGUUCAAUGUAUUGAAGCAAAUGUAGAAUUACAUAAAGUUGAUGAAGAAAAUGAGGCUGGUCUUCUUCAUACUGAAUCUCAGUAUUCAGAUUCAGAUGGGGUUGUGGGUGCGGUUGGAUUUUUUGAGGCUUGGAGAUUACCUGGUGUAGCACCUUACUCCUUUUGCCUCUUCUUCUCUAAGCUAGUGGCUUACACUUUCCUCUACUGGUUGCCUUUUUAUAUAAGCCAUACAUCUGUUGCUGGUGUCCAUUUAUCACAUAAAAUGGCUGGGAUACUUUCUACCAUCUUCGACUUAGGGGGAGUUGUAGGAGGAAUCUCUGCAGGCUACAUUUCGGACAAAAUCGAGGCUCGUGCAGUAACUUCUGUUUUGUUCUUGCUAUUUUCUAUACCAGCCCUGAUUCUGUAUCGAAUUUAUGGGAGCACCUCAAUGGCCACAAACAUAUGUUUAAUGUUUCUUUCGGGAUUGUUUGUGAAUGGUCCGUACUCUCUUAUAACAACUGCUGUCGCAGCUGAUUUGGGUACACAGAGCAGCUCGAAUGGCAAAGGGAAUUCCCGAGCUUUAGCAACUGUGACUGCAAUUAUAGAUGGUACUGGUUCUAUCGGGGCAGCUCUGGGACCACUAUUAACUGGAUAUAUAUCAACUAGGGGAUGGAAUUCUGUCUUUGUGAUGCUCAUCCUAUCAAUUCUUUCUGCGGGUCUUUUCUUGUUUCGAUUAGCCAAAGCUGAGGUGAUCAGCAAGAUGAAUGAGAGAAAAUGGCUUUGGAACAGAAUUUCAACUACUCAGUGAUAGAAACAUAUGAUUCUCAGCUGUAUCUCAUGAACUAGGAGGCCUGGCCCUGAAGGUGCAAGCGCACAGGGUCCGUCGGCAAAAAGCUAAUGGGUAUCUGUAGUUCAUACAUUUUUUCUUCUGCUUGGGUUAUAGCUUAUUAGAAAUUCUUACACACAUACCAAAAACAAGGUUUUAUACUAAAAGUCUAAAACUAUAAAACCAUGUCAAUCAUAUCAUUUAUAUGACCCUAAAUUACUUUCUUCUUUCCCUUAGUCGAUUAUUGCGACAAUGGGAACCUCUGAAGAGUCGAAACCCUAAAGCAUUACUUAUUCUUUUGGGGAUCACUACACUUACAAAGGUCGGUUUGUAGAUUUGAUAAUUUCACCACUUUUACUGCCUAUACUGAUGCAAAUUCAUUGAUUUUUCCUAUGAUUUUCUUUUUAGUCUUGUAACAGCAUUGCUAGUUUAGGUCUAAAUAACAAGACUAACAUUUUUUUGAUUCGUCUAUCACAAAUUUGUAGGGUUAAUGGGAUUAAGGAUGAAGGAUUUGUUAUUUUUCUUUUAUUUUGAAAUUCAGAUUAUCUGUCAAUGGCUAAUUUUAUGUACUUGUUGUUCUUGAGUCAACAAAUUAACCUAUGAAUUGUAUUAAUAAUAUUGGAGUACAUGUUUUCAGUAAAUUAAGAUCAACUUGUGACUUACUA